Messenger RNA from Rhinolophus ferrumequinum (greater horseshoe bat), 2363 nucleotides. RefSeq names its product ELAV like RNA binding protein 1 (gene ELAVL1). The transcript has 6 exons. Gene Ontology annotation, molecular function: RNA binding. The record is from RefSeq and is a predicted model, not a curated record. Bases 179 to 1159 code for a protein of 326 amino acids. Lineage: Eukaryota; Metazoa; Chordata; Mammalia; Chiroptera; Rhinolophidae. Gene Ontology annotation, cellular component: ribonucleoprotein complex.
CGCGGGCCGGAGCGGGUCGUGCGCGCUGAGGAGGAGCCGCCGCCGUCGCCGUAGCCGCCGCCGCCGCCGCCACCGCUACCGAGGCUGAGCGGAUCCGUUAGCGUCGCGCCGUCGCCGCCCGCCCGCCUCGGAGCAGCCCCGGGCCCGCCCGUCAGCGUCCAGAUUUUUUAAAAAUACAAUGUCUAAUGGUUAUGAAGACCACAUGGCCGAAGACUGCAGGGAUGACAUCGGGAGAACGAACUUGAUCGUCAACUACCUCCCUCAGAACAUGACCCAGGAUGAGCUGCGAAGUCUGUUCAGCAGUAUUGGUGAAGUGGAAUCUGCAAAACUUAUUCGGGAUAAAGUCGCAGGACACAGCUUGGGCUAUGGCUUUGUGAACUACGUGACUGCAAAGGACGCAGAGAGAGCAAUAAACACACUGAACGGCCUGCGGCUCCAGUCCAAAACCAUUAAGGUGUCGUAUGCUCGUCCGAGCUCAGAGGUCAUCAAAGAUGCCAACCUGUACAUCAGCGGGCUCCCCAGGACCAUGACCCAGAAGGACGUGGAGGACAUGUUCUCUCGGUUUGGGCGAAUCAUCAACUCCCGGGUCCUUGUGGACCAGACCACAGGUUUGUCCAGAGGGGUUGCGUUUAUCCGGUUUGACAAACGGUCGGAGGCAGAAGAGGCAAUUACCAGUUUCAAUGGUCAUAAACCCCCAGGUUCCUCCGAGCCCAUUACAGUGAAGUUCGCAGCCAAUCCCAACCAGAACAAAAACGUGGCGCUGCUCUCCCAGCUGUACCACUCGCCAGCUAGACGGUUCGGAGGCCCCGUUCAUCACCAGGCACAGAGAUUCAGGUUCUCCCCUAUGGGUGUAGAUCACAUGAGUGGGCUUUCUGGUGUCAAUGUCCCCGGCAACGCGUCUUCAGGCUGGUGCAUCUUCAUCUACAACCUUGGUCAAGAUGCCGAUGAGGGAAUCCUCUGGCAGAUGUUUGGCCCCUUUGGCGCAGUCACCAAUGUGAAAGUGAUUCGCGACUUCAACACCAACAAGUGCAAAGGUUUUGGUUUUGUGACCAUGACAAACUAUGAAGAAGCCGCGAUGGCCAUAGCAAGUCUGAACGGCUACCGCCUGGGGGACAAAAUCUUACAGGUUUCCUUCAAAACCAAUAAGUCCCACAAAUAACUCGCUCAUGCUUUUUUUGUACGGAAUAGGUAAUUCAGAGUGAAGAAGUUGAAACUUUUUUGUUAGUGUACAACUCAUUUUGCGCCAAUUUUCACAAGUGUUUGUCUUAGUCUAAAUGAAAAGUGAAAAGGUUUUUAUACUCUGGGAUGCAACCGACAUGUUCAAAUGUUUGAAAUCCCACAAUGUUAGACCAAUUUUAAGUUUCUUAAGUUAUUUCCUUUAAAAUAUAUAUUAAACAAAUCUAAGUAGACUGCAUUGACUAACCAGUCCCUCGGGAUGGUGGUGAAACUGAAGCAUGCUUUAACUUCUACGACUGUCUAACACUCGUUUCAUUCGGUGUCUCCACAAACUGGAUAAAAAAAAUAGAAAUGACCUUUUAGUUUUUGUUUUUAAACUAAAGAUGUUAGACAGAUGCUGAGUGUGCGUUUUCUCAACCGCUUCAACAUUUUAAGCGAUUUCUGCUUUGGUUGACAUGAAAUUGCUUCCCCAAGCAGGUCCCAUUGCCACCUCCUGCUCACUCAGCCCCGGGCUCUGCCGAGUGGUCCUGGCAGUGGCCUCGGGCCCUUCUGACGUGGGCCACCAUUGGGGAGGGGGGCCACACGCCGGGCCAGGCUCUCCAGAGGAGGACACGAGAACGUGUUUCAUAAGCCCAGGCGCCAAUGGGAACGGACCAAAGAGUUUCAGGGAAACUCCAUAUAUUCCCGAGUCAGAUCUAAGCUCCAGGCACGCCUGAAGAUGUGUCGCUACUCUGACAUCCCAAAGUCCUGUCCACACAUUGCAUGCACGGUGCCCCCCACACCGGAUACUUUUCACAAUCAUUUCUCCACUUUCCAAGAGCAUUUAACAUAGCUCGAAUGCGUAAGAUAGCUCUAUUUUUUAAUAACACAGAAACAUUUGAGCAUUGUAUUUCUCGCAUCCCUUCUCAUGAGCGCUAGACUCUUUUUCUAUUUUAGUCAGAUUUUGUUUUGAAAUUUUGCUUUCGUAUGAACACUCAGCAGAAAAGUACUUCUUGCCAGUAUCUAUUAACAAAAAAAAAAAAACCUUUGAUUUGUAGUUUUAAAGAUUAACCCUCAAAGUUCUCUUCAUAACUGCUUUGACAUUUUGGGUUGUUCUGUUCUGUUAAUUUUCUUUUGCUUUUUUGUGUUUUUUGUUUGUUUUUACUUUUGCAUUUAAGACCAUUAAAUUUGAUUUUGUUUUGCUCGAA